AUGCCGGCCGCAUCUAUCCCACCUCCGCAGCCCACGUUCAACCAGGACUACAACCAAGGCUACGCCUACCGCGAAGGACUCGCACCCUCGACAAUGAACGGCUCAAGCCCCAAAAGCACCAAGGGUGGUUGGUUCUCUUUCAUGUCGUCGAAAUGGCCCCGAGCCUUCUUCCUCGUCACUCUGCUGCAGGCCAUCAUCUGUUUGGUCUUUGAAGCAUACGUCUUCGCAACCUUUCAGUUCAGCCUCACCAGUGACGACAAUCCUGCCACCGAAUCCCAGCGCCGUACCAUCCCAACGUUCCUGGCUCUCUUCAUUUUCGGUUUCCUCUACGAGCUCGUUCUCGUUUGGGAUGCCCUCCGCGCCAAGAACACUAUUCAGAUCAUUGGAGUCUGCAUUGCCAACCUCGCCCUGAUGGUGUACACGGCCAUCCAGAUUGAACAGAUUCAGAUCGCCGUCGAAGAGCUGCGUGUCGGCGGCGGCCUGAGGAUUGGCCACGAGAGCGUCUGGGAGGACAUCAGGCCCUACCUUGUCGCCAUCCCCUGCAUCUUCUCUCUCGGCACCGUUCUCAUGGGCUUUGUCGCCUGGAAGCUGUACCAGGUGUUCGCCUGGGAUAUCCUGAAGACCAUCGGCGCCGACUAUCGCAUGAAGCAACGCUUCCUCUACUACCAGAUCUACAUUGCGCUCCUGAAGUUCGACUUCUUCUUCUUCCUCGGGUUCACUGUCCAGUUCCUCGUCAUCGUCGGCGACAUUGAAAUCGUCGAAUACGCCCUGACCGCCGCCGCUAUUCCUGUCACCGUUGCGAUCCUCAUCAGCGCUGCCUACUUCACCCGCCGCGAGAACAAGCCCGGCAUGAUCGCUGUCAUUGUCCUUUACCUCGGUGCCCUCAGCUACUUUGUCUUUAAACUCGUCCGCAUCUACCAGCCCGGCUACCAGCAACACUACAUGAACGUUCGCAAGUCCCUGACUACUUUCACCGUCAUCACUAUCCUCCUCAUCAUCCUGACCAUUGCCAACGCUAUCAUCUGCAUGAAUAACUUCGGUGCUGGCCUGAAGACUCAUCUGCUCAAGUCGCGUGAAGCUGAGAAGGCUACUGACCUCAACUCUGUCAGCAUGCAAGAUGUCAAGCCCCAGAUGGCGAGCAGGAUGACCAUUGACUAG
Verticillium nonalfalfae is the source of this 1158-nucleotide messenger RNA. RefSeq lists its product as uncharacterized. NCBI's taxonomy places the organism in Eukaryota, Fungi, Ascomycota, Sordariomycetes, Glomerellales, Plectosphaerellaceae. Gene Ontology annotation, cellular component: Golgi apparatus. Bases 1 to 1158 code for a protein of 385 amino acids. The transcript is spliced from 2 exons. The record is from RefSeq and is a predicted model, not a curated record.